Molecule: messenger RNA, 2216 nt
Organism: Callorhinus ursinus (northern fur seal)
Lineage: Eukaryota; Metazoa; Chordata; Mammalia; Carnivora; Otariidae
Gene: PRKCZ
Product: protein kinase C zeta
Biological process (GO): protein phosphorylation
Molecular function (GO): ATP binding; protein binding; protein serine/threonine kinase activity
Source: RefSeq, a predicted model, not a curated record
GGGUCCUUGCGCCAUGGCCCGAACGCCCGGGGUGCGGCGCUGACGGCGGCCGGCGGAGCUAGCCAUGCCCAGCAGGACCGGCCCCAAAAUGGACGGGAGCGGCUGCCGCGUCCGCCUGAAGGCGCACUACAGCGGGGACAUCCUGAUCACCAGCCUAGAUGCAGCCAUGACCUUCGAUGAGCUCUGUGAGGAAGUGAGAGAGAUGUGCAGUCUCCGUCAGGGGCACCCGCUCACCCUCAAGUGGGUGGACAAUGAAGGUGACCCCUGCACCGUGUCCUCCCAGAUGGAGCUGGAGGAGGCCUUCCGCCUGGCCUGUCAGCGCAGGGACGAAGGGCUCAUCAUUCACGUGUUCCCCAGCAUCCCCGAGCAGCCAGGCAUGCCUUGUCCGGGAGAAGACAAAUCCAUCUACCGCCGCGGAGCCAGAAGAUGGAGGAAGCUGUAUCGCGCCAACGGCCAUCUCUUCCAGGCCAAGCGCUUUAACAGGAGAGCGUACUGUGGCCAGUGCAGUGAAAGGAUAUGGGGUCUCGCAAGGCAGGGCUACCGGUGCAUCAACUGCAAGCUGCUGGUCCAUAAACGCUGCCACGUGCUCGUCCCGCUGACCUGCAAAAGGCAUAUGGAUUCUGUCAUGCCUUCCCAAGAACCUGCAGUAGAUGACAAGGACGACGUGGACCUUCCUUCUGAGGACACCGAUGGAAUUGCUUACAUUUCUUCAACCCGGAAACAUGACAACAUUAAAGAUGAUUCUGAGGACCUCAAGCCGGUUAUCGAUGGGAUGGACGGAAUCAAAAUAUCUCAGGGGCUCGGGCUGCAGGACUUCGACCUAAUCAGGGUCAUCGGGCGUGGGAGCUACGCCAAGGUCCUCCUGGUGCGGCUGAAGAAGAAUGAUCAGAUGUACGCCAUGAAGGUGGUGAAGAAGGACCUGGUCCACGAUGACGAGGAUAUUGACUGGGUACAGACAGAGAAGCAUGUGUUUGAGCAGGCAUCCAGCAACCCUUUCCUGGUCGGCUUACACUCCUGCUUCCAGACAACAAGUCGGCUCUUCCUGGUCAUAGAGUACGUCAAUGGCGGGGACCUCAUGUUCCAUAUGCAGAGACAGAGGAAGCUUCCGGAGGAGCACGCCAGAUUCUACGCUGCUGAGAUCUGUAUUGCUCUCAACUUCCUCCAUGAGCGAGGGAUCAUCUACCGGGAUCUGAAACUGGACAACGUCCUCCUCGACGCUGACGGCCACAUCAAGUUAACAGACUACGGCAUGUGCAAGGAAGGCCUGGGCCCUGGUGACACGACCAGCACUUUCUGCGGAACCCCAAAUUACAUCGCCCCAGAAAUCCUGCGGGGGGAGGAGUAUGGCUUCAGCGUGGACUGGUGGGCGCUGGGGGUUCUGAUGUUUGAGAUGAUGGCCGGACGCUCCCCCUUUGACAUCAUCACCGACAACCCCGACAUGAACACCGAGGACUACCUUUUCCAAGUAAUCCUGGAGAAGCCCAUCCGGAUCCCCCGAUUCCUCUCCGUGAAAGCCUCCCACGUCCUGAAAGGAUUUUUAAACAAGGACCCCAAGGAGAGGCUCGGCUGCCGGCCACAGACGGGAUUUUCCGAUAUCAAGUCUCACGCAUUCUUCCGCAGCAUAGACUGGGACCUGUUGGAGAAGAAGCAGGCCCUUCCGCCAUUCCAGCCCCAGAUAACCGACGAGUACGGUCUGGACAACUUCGACACCCAGUUCACCAGCGAGCCUGUGCAGCUGACCCCAGAUGAUGAGGACGUCAUAAAGAGGAUCGACCAGUCUGAGUUUGAAGGUUUCGAGUACAUCAACCCGUUACUGCUCUCCACCGAGGAGUCCGUGUGAGGCCGUCUUCUCUGUCAUGGACACGUCUGUGAAUGACCCCUUCACUCUAUCCUUAACCACAGCGCAUGCAUGCCAGGCUGGGCGCAAGGCUCCAAGCGCGGCCAGGAGGGACACUUGCCGCUGAGACCGCGGACGGGGCGUCCAGCCGGCGCUUCUCGGAGCGGAACAGUCUGGCGUCCGGGCCCGCGCGGCCGGCUUCGUGAUGGAGGAGUUUGCUUCUUGUGCCUGCGCCGCGGAGGCCCCGCGGUGACCGCGUCCGAGGGAGAAACUGCCCCACGAUUUCGAAGGUGCACACUUUCCACAGAAACAGAACUGACCUGCUCCGCCAGGAGAGUUAGCCUGUAAUGUCCUGAGGAAUAAAAUGUGCCCAUGAUGU